Molecule: messenger RNA, 4088 nt
Organism: Chroicocephalus ridibundus (black-headed gull)
Lineage: Eukaryota; Metazoa; Chordata; Aves; Charadriiformes; Laridae
Product: arylsulfatase D-like
Exons: 11
Coding region: 173-2095 (640 amino acids)
Molecular function (GO): arylsulfatase activity
Source: RefSeq, a predicted model, not a curated record
UUCAGCUUAAGAGACUCCAGGAUAAGUUAGACCAUCCAGCCGCUUGCAAGCUCCGGUAUAACACGGCUUUUCUGCGGCGAAAUGCGCAUGAGCAGCUAGGGCAGAUUUAAGGACUGCCCUCAGAUGUUAGCCGCUGUGCUGUAGCAGCAGUCGUUGUGCUGAAAAAUUUGGAAUGGUUUUGAGUCGACUGAAAAUAAGCUCCCACUCCAGUCUGUCAGCUGCCUGCUUUCAGCGUAACUUGACCAGUGACUACUCAGAAGAUGCAAACAUGACAAGGUGCUCUCUCUUGGUUUUGCAGGAUCUGAACACUCCAAAUUCAGAAAUGAUUUUGCAACUAACAUCUUAUUGGACAUCCCUGGUGCCACUUGUGAUUUUUGGUCUGCUUCUGCAGCCACCACUGACACAGCUUUCCAUCGUCACACAGCCCAACAUUGUUCUGUUGAUGGCUGAUGACCUCGGCAUAGGGGAUGUAGGAUGCUAUGGGAAUGAUACUAUCAGGACUCCAAACAUUGACCGCCUGGCAAAGGAAGGAGUGAAACUGACCCAACACAUCGCUGCGGCUCCACUUUGCACCCCCAGCAGAGCAGCUUUCCUCACUGGCAGAUAUCCCCUCCGAUCAGGGAUGGAUGCUAUAAACAAUUACCGUGUUAUUUUUUGGAAUGGCGGCUCAGGAGGGCUUCCUCCAAACGAAACCACUUUUGCCAAAAUACUGCAGAGGCAAGGCUACUCCACAGGACUGAUAGGGAAGUGGCAUCAAGGUGUUAACUGUGAAUCCCGCAACGACCAUUGUCAUCAUCCUUUAAACCACGGGUUUGACUAUUUUUAUGGGAUGCCUUUUACGCUAAUAAGUGACUGCCAACCAACGGAAACACCAGAGAUGGACAGAGCCUUUAGAAGGAAACUCUGGCUUUCCACUCAGAUGAUUGGCCUCGUCACACUCACCGCUGCCCUGGGAAGACUGACGGGCUUGAUUUCAGUCAGCUGGAAAACGCUGACCUGCCUUGCUGGGUUUAGUCUCCUGUUUUUCGUAUCCUGGUUCUCAAGUUAUGGGUUUGUACGAUACUGGAACUGCAUUAUGAUGAGAAACCACGAAGUUACUGAGCAGCCAAUGGUGACAGACAGGACUACAUCCCUUAUCUUGAGAGAGUCCAUUUCAUUUAUUGAAAGAAAUAAGCACAGGCCAUUCCUCCUCUUUCUUUCCUUUUUACACUCCCACACCCCUCUCCUCACCACAGAGAAGUUUCUUGGGAAGAGCAGCCAUGGUUUAUAUGGAGACAACGUAGAAGAGAUGGACUGGAUGGUGGGCCAGGUCCUACAUGCUAUUGACAAGGAAGGCUUGAAAAAUACUACACUAGUUUACUUUGCCUCUGAUCAUGGUGGAUGGCUGGAAAGACAUGAAGGCAAAAGGCAGCUGGGUGGCUGGAAUGGAAUAUACAGAGGUGGAAAAGCUAUGGCAGGCUGGGAAGGAGGAAUCCGUGUCCCUGGGAUAUUUAGGUGGCCAGGAGUGUUACCGGCAGGCACAGUUAUCAAUGAACCUACAAGCCUUAUGGACAUUUAUCCUACAGUAGUUCAUCUGGCUGGAGGGGUACUACCCCAGGACAGGGUAAUUGAUGGCCGGGAUCUGAUGCCUUUACUGCGAGGCACAGCUGAGCACUCAGAGCACGAGUUCCUGUUUCACUACUGUGGCAUUCACUUACAUGCUGUGCGGUGGCACCAGAAGGACAGUGGAGCCAUCUGGAAGGCUCAUUAUGUGACCCCCAUCUUCCGUCCUCUUGGAGCUGGGGGUUGUUAUGAUAGAGGAUUUUGCCCAUGUUUUGGGGAAGGUGUGACCCAUCAUGACCCUCCGUUGCUGUUUGAUCUCUCACGAGACCCUUCUGAAGCCAAACCUCUGACGGCUGACACCGAGCCCCUCUUUGACACUGUAGUAAGGAAGAUUGGAAGAGCCAUAGAAGAGCAUCGCAGGACACUGACUCCAGUCCCAGAGCAGCUCUCCUUGUACAACAUCAUGUGGAAGCCGUGGCUGCAGCCGUGCUGUGGGACCUUCCCAUUCUGUUGGUGUGAUAAGGAAGGUGAUAAUAAACUUGCCGACCGAUAAAGGAAGGAACCAAAGUUACUUCCUCAAAAGUGUUUUUAGAUUGAGUGUUUUCAAUGGGGGUGUUGAUUGAUGGAUUGUUUGCUUGCUGCUUGCUUGUUUGUUUUAAUGGAGCCUUUAUAUGAGAAUUGUUCCAAUGAAUGGCACAGUAUUCUGUAAAGGUGACUUUAGGCUGGACACUCUCAGGGAGCGACCAAGACAGAAUGACCUGAAGAGCAUGUUUAAAGUCGCAUCUGUUGACAACUGCAUGAAUAGUUCAAAUGCACUGAGGCAGGCCAAGGUUAGAGCUGUGCUAAUAAUGAUAUAACUUAUAUUUUGUUGUUUAUGAAUGUAUACAUAGAAGCUUUGCCUUGUGUUCUGAAUUUCUACGCAAUUUGUGGACUGUCGUCUCCCUUAAUUUUGUUAUCCUUUCUGGUGAUGCAUAAGGUGCUGCUAUAAAAAAUUUUUGCAGACUACUGCCUCCAAAAUAAUUCCAAAACAAUUUUGCCCACAGGUCCUCACAGAAUCUCCUUUAAAAGUUGCUUCCUUCCUCCCUUGUAGCUGAUCCCUCCAGCAGCAGGGAUGAUGGCAGCUGGUUAGCCUGGGGCUUCUGCAUCAGAAGAAAUUGCCCAGGUGAGGCAUAAAGCUUGGAAACGUGAUAAGCUGGGUAACAGCUGUCUGCGCUUUCUGAGCAGGAUGGGAUUCUUCCGAUUGGUGUCAGCCUCUUUUGAAGGAGAACAGAAAAGGGAAAGGAUUUUCCCUUCCCAAAGCUCCCAUCGCGCCCAGCUCCCUAAGCAGCACUGGCAAGGGCAGAGUGGCAUUGAUGGUCACAGAAGUGCCACAGUGACAAACAGUUCAGUCAUUUGGGCACAGGAUUGCACAGGUUACCUUGCUGCCCGUAUCUCAGUCAUAACUAGUUCCUGAUAACAAGUAGUAUGUUCGGAAAAGACUCUUUGAAAGAUGCCCAAUAUGAAUUAUGAAAAAAAGAGAAACUCUAAUUUGCUAUUUAAAAAAAAGAAAUGCAGAUUUAAGGUAUUUUUUGCAUCACAAGUUAAAUUUUCAUCCCACUGAACAGACAGAUUUACUUAGAUCUAUCUCCUUUGCUGCUGUAAAUUCAGUUCUUUCUUUCUUUUUGUUGAAGCAGUCAUUCCCAUUAAAGUGCCCUUGCAGGUAAUGCUUUGCAUUGUAGGCUACAAUGUGUAUCUGUUCAUGUAGACUACUUUACACUGGUAUGUCUGAAUAUGUAGGCAUCUGAGAACAUAAUUUGCCCUUUCAAAUUAUUUCAUAUUUUUUUUACUAUUUUUCUAACUGUCGUGCUAAGACCCAUUUCAAUUUUUCACCUCCUUUUGAUAAAUGUUUGGUUUAUUUUGGUUUUAUUUUCCUCCUUGUUUCCCACAAUUCAGCCACCAGGAAAUCGGCAGGUAAAUAAAGCCCUACAGCUUAAAAGCAAACUGUUAUUAAAUGCUGUGACCUCGUGCAUUUCAGAGACUAUUAUAACUCACCCAUGUGCUCCAUCAGUGCUAUUGAUGAGAAAGGCACUCAGUCUUACUGUGAAAACUUCAAGUGAUGAAGUGAAUCCAUCACUUCACAUGUACUGGACUGUUGCUUCAUUUCCUCCAUUGUUAAGAGUGUUUGCUGUAUUUCUCAUUUGAAUGUAUUCUGUUUCACUGGUUCUUUCUUGACUAAACUUAAAGGUCUUUUCAUAUUCAAUAUGCAGUGUUUUCUUUACAUGAAAUUACUGUAACAGGACUGGCAUUUUUCAAAUUUCUCUGUCUUUUUCCAAGAUCUCACUUCCGUUCUCAAGCCAGUUUAGCAUCUGGGAUUUUACAUCCUCUCAAUUUUUCAACACCGUUAAAAAUAUGUGGGUAUAAUACCUGUUCAUAUGAUUGAACCAGUUUUUCUUGCACAGAAAUACUCCAUAGCACUGCAGGGUAUUCAUUUGGAGCUAGAGGGUACAAGGAGACAUCUGAGCUAGAAUUUGUCCUGGACACUGGGGUUUGUCCAUGAAAGCACAAAU